AUGAACAGGCAGAGGGAGGUAUGGGGUCUUCAUAACUCCGUUCUCUGUUCGCCAUCGGGGGCAGGGGGCUGGGAGGAGGAGUUGGCCGUCUGGUCUGGAUCCGGGAUGCUGGCUUCCUUGCUGCUGCAAGACCAGGGGUGGUCUCUCCACCACAGGGAAAAGGGCAACAUCUCCUGGGUUUGGGGGCAGAUUGCCCCUCUGAGGGUGAUGGUGCCUGGACCUUGGGUAUGUAACAGCUCAUUCCCGCCAGCUCAUGGCUGCUUGGAGGGGCCUGGCGCCUAUGGCUUGGUCGGGCCCCUUCAGGGGAUGGAGGGCCCUCAGUCCUCUGGGCCUGGGGCUCAGUCCACUCUGGCACAGCUGGCUGCUGGCAGAGCCUGCGGGCAUGUCCCCCAGCAGCCCCCUGUGGCUUCUGCGCCGUGGCUGCUGGGUGACCCCUCAUCUGGAACUGUUCACAGCUCUUUCAAGGAGGGUGGAUUUGCUGGCCCUCUGGUGAUCCUCCGUGGGCUCUCGCACUCUGGACGGCCUCUAGAUGUCUGGGGCCUGGAUCUCCUCCAUGCCUGCUUCAUGUUCCUGGGGGAUUACAGUGAAGACACAACGCAGGGGGACAGAAUACAGCUCAUCAUAAACUCCUCAAAGGUUUCAUACUUCACACUUGCUGCUUACUUCGACACCAGUACUUUGAAAUAUUUCUGUUUCACGGUUGUUUUGUCUUUAUACUUAUUGAUUCUUUGUGCCAACGUCCUGCUGAUUGUGGUUAUCUGUGUGAACAGAAGCUUACAUGAACCUAUGUACAUGUUUCUGUGCAGCCUGUUUGUGAAUGAGCUGUAUGGUAGUACAGGGCUGUUUCCGUUCCUCCUGCUUCAGAUCCUCUCUGAUGUUCACACUGUUUCUGCUCCUCUGUGCUUCCUGCAGAUCUUCUGUGUUUUUUCUUAUGUCUGUGUUGAGUUUUGCAUCUUAGCCGUCAUGUCCUAUGACAGAUACCUCGCCAUCUGCUGUCCUCUCCAAUAUCACACACGUAUGACGCCUGCGACGGUUGUCUUGCUGAUUGCACUUUCCUGGUUAUACUCUUUUCUUACCAUUCUUACUUUGAUCUUACUGAUCGCUCCUCUGGAGCUGUGUGGGAACGUCAUUAACAAGGUUUACUGUUUGAACUACUCCAUUGUGAAACUGGCCUGCUCUGAAACCACAGCAAAUAACAUUUAUGGUCUUUUUAUCACAGCUCUCACAGUGUUUGUUCCAGUUAUUUUAAUUCUUUGCUCAUACGUGAGGAUCCUGAAAGUCUGUUUUUCUGGAUCCAAACAAACCCGACAGAAAGCCGUCAGCACCUGCACGCCUCACCUGUCGUCUCUGCUAAACUUCUCUUUUGGUGUUUGCUUUGAAGUGAUCCAGAGCAGGUUCAGUCUGAGCAGUAUGCACAGCAUGGUGCACAUUGUUUUAUCGCUGUACUUUCUAACCUGCCAGCCGCUCUUUAACCCCGUACUGUACGGACUGAACAUGUCCAACAUCCGCAAACGUCUGUUUGCUCACAAAAGGAGAUAACUGCAGAAGCAAAAUCAUCAUCA
This is a messenger RNA of Oreochromis niloticus (Nile tilapia), 1562 nucleotides long. Its product is annotated as olfactory receptor 51G1-like. The coding region runs from base 1 to 1539 and encodes 512 amino acids. Gene Ontology annotation, biological process: detection of chemical stimulus involved in sensory perception of smell; G protein-coupled receptor signaling pathway. The transcript is spliced from 3 exons. Gene Ontology annotation, molecular function: odorant binding; olfactory receptor activity; G protein-coupled receptor activity. Gene Ontology annotation, cellular component: membrane. The record is from RefSeq and is a predicted model, not a curated record. Lineage: Eukaryota; Metazoa; Chordata; Actinopteri; Cichliformes; Cichlidae.